Debaryomyces fabryi is the source of this 1689-nucleotide messenger RNA. RefSeq names its product protein serine/threonine kinase activating protein (gene DBF4). The record is from RefSeq and is a predicted model, not a curated record. Bases 1 to 1689 code for a protein of 562 amino acids. Gene Ontology annotation, molecular function: protein serine/threonine kinase activator activity; zinc ion binding; nucleic acid binding. The transcript has a single exon. Gene Ontology annotation, biological process: regulation of cell cycle phase transition; positive regulation of nuclear cell cycle DNA replication. NCBI's taxonomy places the organism in Eukaryota, Fungi, Ascomycota, Pichiomycetes, Serinales, Debaryomycetaceae. Gene Ontology annotation, cellular component: nucleus; Dbf4-dependent protein kinase complex.
AUGGAUUCUACUAAUUAUAAUAAUAAUAAUUCCAACAUCAAUUGCCAACCCAGUAAGAAAAGACCGCCUACAAACAUGAAUUCAUUAGCCGCUACAACCCUAGAUCAACAAAGACAACCAUUAAAAGAAACAAGCGGCAAUAUUCCAUCGCCGGUGCUCAAAAAGGCUAAGCUUAACAAAGGUCUUAGUGUUUCUGGGAAUAGCAUACUUCAAAAUAAACCAAAUUUAUCCCGACCCUUAAACACACAUCUCGCCCAUUCAAACACGCAUAACCAAGCGCAAAGUGCUGAAUCUCAAAGUCAAAGCAAGGCAAAUAGAUUAGAGGGAGAAGCAUUUCAACAAUGGCAGAGAUCGUGGAGGAAAAUCAUGAAGGAGAGUGUUGUUUACUUCGACACCCAAGGAUAUGAUACAAACAAUACCAGUCAUCAAAACGAGUUGAAAAAAGCACAGAGAGCAUUGAAACACGUAGGUUGUACACUAGUACCCUUUUAUGAUAGAGAAGUGACCAUUAUUGUUAGCAGGAGACCAUUUGAUGCUAACAAGGAGUACUCAACGAGUGACAUAUUUCACGAUGCAUGUAGUCUCAAGAUCAAAGUUUGGGAUUAUGAGAAAGUUUUCCGCUUCUUAAAGAAUUUAGGAGUUAACGAGUCGAGCUAUAAAUAUGAUGAUAGCUCAAAAUUUAAUAAAAAUGGUGACUUAUAUAACUUGUUAAAAGAAGAAAAAAUAUUUGGUGCCAAUGACCGGGACCCAAAUGCUAGAAGAGAUGACUUGCAUUACUUAGAAAAGAACUAUUUGUAUGCUUACGAUUUGGCGCAGAAUUUUAGACCAAUAGCUGUGAGGGAAUGGCACGAUUCACCAUAUCCAAAGAUGUCAAAUACGCUCGAUGGUAAAUGUCCAUUUAUACCUGACUCAUCUGAAAACCUGGAAAGAAGACAGCUUCGUAGAUUACAAAAGCUUGAGGCUUCGAAAAAUUAUAGAGAAUUACUUAAGAAGGCAACUGUUGAAAUUAUAAAUAACGUGAAAGAUGGCAUACACUAUGAUUCAUCUGAAUGCAGUGGUGAAGACCUAGCAACAGAUUGUGACAACAAUGAAGUAUGUAAUGAAAAUGAGCGGGAGGAUGAAUCAACGAUAAUUCAAUCUUCAACUAGUUCAUCCAAGCGAGCAUCAUCCGAAGAAGAAUUGAGAAAACCUUCGAAAGCAACUAAACUUGAUUUUAAGGCUCCUCCUGCCCGUCUUGCAAGGGAAUCGUCAUGUGUCCAACCAUUGAAUAAUUCGAAUUCAAAGUUCUUUGAAGUUGCGGCAUCCGGGUACAAUGGGGCGUCGAAUUCUGCUCAAAUGUCUAUGGACUCAGCUUUGAAUAGUGCUGCUGUUCAAGGUAAUGGAUUAGGUCCUACUGUCUCUCAAGUUCCUUCGAGAAAUAUUAAUAAUCUAAAGAGACGUAUUUUCAUGAAAAAGCAAAGGCAGCAUAGCAUACCAGAAGAUAAGGAAAAAGACUUAAAACCUGGUUACUGUGAAAAUUGUCGUGUCAAGUAUAACUAUUUUGAAGACCAUAUUAAUUCAAAUAGACAUCGUAAUUUUGCUUGCGAUGAUCGUCAUUUCAAAGAUAUUGAUAAAUUAAUUGCAACUUUAAUUGAAAGCAAAUCAUUUGGUUAUGUUACUUCUAACGGUGAUUAUAAAUAUGCCAAUUAG